CUGUCAAAUUCGUCAAAAUUUGAUUCACAAAAAAUCCGAGCAGUGGGUUUUUUUACCGAAAAUUUACAUUUUACAGAAAUGUAAAGAAAGAAACAAGCAUCGGUUCAAACAUUCCACUUUGAGUAUUAUUACUGUGCUGUAAAAGUUGCAAGAACAACUUCUAAAAAUGAUGCAAUUCAUGUUAUUAUUCAGCCGACAAGGCAAGCUCCGUCUGCAAAAAUGGUACGUGGCUCAUCCAGACAAGUUAAAAAAGAAGAUAACUCGCGAGCUGAUCACCACAGUCCUGGCGCGCAAGCCUAAGAUGUGCUCCUUUCUUGAGUGGAAAGAUGUGAAAGUUGUUUACAAAAGAUACGCCUCCCUGUACUUCUGCUGCGCCAUGGAGCAGGAGGACAAUGAGCUGCUGACACUGGAGCUCAUCCACCGCUACGUGGAGCUGCUCGACAAGUACUUUGGCAGUGUGUGCGAGCUGGACAUCAUCUUCAACUUCGAGAAGGCGUACUUCAUCCUGGACGAGCUGGUGCUGGGCGGCGAGCUGCAGGAGACGUCCAAGAAAAACGUGUUGAAGGCCAUCGCCGCGCAGGACCUGUUGCAGGAGGACGAGACGGUGGAUGCGGCGCUGCGCGAGGUGGGACUGCUCUGAGGCUGCGCGUACGCACCCGGGGCUGCGACAAACUAAGCCGCCAAAUUUUGACAUAUUUGAGUAGAACUCUUGCGGGUUUAUUACAAAAAUAAUUAGGGUUUAAAUAACAGCGCAAUCUAAUUGCAAUCGUCUCUUCGAUCGGUCCUUCUCAUUACAUUAUUGUGUCAACGCGAAAUGUGUCAAUUGUCACGUUAUUUUAAGGCAGUGUUAAGCCUAUACCAGUUAUUUUUGUAAUAAAGCCGUUUAAUACAGACAAGAGUAUGAACAAACAGAAAUUAAGACAUUUUUUAAAUUAGUAGUAAUCAUCGUAUCUAUUGUAAAUAAUAGUUUGACGCACUGUCGUCCGUACAAUAGAUUACGGUGAAAGAAUAUGAAAAAGUUUGUAACGAACGAACCAUGUUGUACACACUGUUUUUUGGUUACAGUGCAUGCAACGGUUACAGCUCGCUAAUGAGUAGGUACCCGCCUAAAAAAGACACGUUUUUUAUGGACUUGAAUGUACAAUUAAGGUUUUAUAAAUUAUAAGAAUAAGAAUAUUUUUAUUGAUGUAACAUUUUAUAACUGUAACAUUUUAUAUUGAAAUUGUCUGUUUGUUCAUAUUUUUGGCUAAUGUUUUAUAGUCCACAUAACAGGCAACGAAACCUGUGCCUGAUUUUCUUCCCAAACGUGAUUCCAAUUUAUUAUUAGGUUAAAUAUUUUUAAAAAUUUAUAUGUAAAACUAGGUUUCGUAUAUUAUUAUCCCUUUGUAAUAUAAAUAUAAUAUGGAAUAUAAUGUAUGUAAAUAUUAAUAUUUUCGUAAACAUGACCAAAGUUUGAAAAAUUGUUGAUCGAUAACUUGCCAGAAUAAUAUGUAUAUUUUUGUUGUAUAAUUUAAAUUAAUUUAUAUUAGACGUUUAAUUUCUUAUGAAAAUUCGAAUUUACAAAAUAUCGAAAUAUUUUUACCUAUUAUGAGUACCUUUGUUUUUAUAGAUUAAGGUUUUUUGAUUAUUUUUUUACAUAGUUUAAUUGCGUUAUCAUACUUUGUUUUUGAUAUAAUAUAUUUACUGACCUCUCCAUUCGAUUUGGAAGAUGGUAACCACAGAUGUUGGACUACUACUCCAAAUAAAGUGCCAUUCUGUAAUAAAAAGCAUUGAUUUUCUUUGGAGACAGUAUAUAUACAAGUGACGUUACACAUUAUAUUAUUAUUUCCAUAUUGACCACAGUGAAGUGUUAAAGUAUAUAAAAAGUAGAUUCUUUGAUGGUGUCUAUCUAUACCCUAUUUCUUAUGGUUUUUGUCCUUGUUUUUGCAGUUUAUUCUGCGUUAUAUUCACUGGAUUUAAAUGUUUAUUUUUAUAAGUAUUAAAGACUAAGAGAGAUCUUAAAAAGUACCUUGGUAAUUUUAUAAACAAAACGAGUACCUAUGAAAUAUUCAGUGUUGUAAUAUUCCUUUAAUUAAAAUAUAUCUUACAAAAUAUUUUAUGAUAUGACAUACCAUUUACAAGUAGUUUACUAUGAAUGUAAAUAAGUUAAAAGUAAUUUUAUAUAGCUUAAACGUUUUUUAAUAUCAGUACAUUAGUAUAUUCGACAUGUUGAAUGUGCAAUAUCAAUUUAAUGCAACUUUGGUGCGCGUUGUGCUGAUUUGACAGUUGUCCUUUUUAUAAAAAUAUUAUUGCUUAGAUUUAAUAAACGUGUUAUAUUA
This is a messenger RNA of Ostrinia nubilalis (European corn borer), 2318 nucleotides long. RefSeq names its product AP-1 complex subunit sigma-2 (gene AP-1sigma). Bases 167 to 640 code for a protein of 157 amino acids. Gene Ontology annotation, cellular component: membrane coat; AP-1 adaptor complex; intracellular membrane-bounded organelle. The record is from RefSeq and is a predicted model, not a curated record. Gene Ontology annotation, biological process: vesicle-mediated transport; intracellular protein transport. The transcript is spliced from 5 exons. Gene Ontology annotation, molecular function: clathrin-cargo adaptor activity. Lineage: Eukaryota; Metazoa; Arthropoda; Insecta; Lepidoptera; Crambidae.